Sinocyclocheilus grahami is the source of this 2012-nucleotide messenger RNA. Its product is annotated as NACHT, LRR and PYD domains-containing protein 12-like. The record is from RefSeq and is a predicted model, not a curated record. The transcript has 7 exons. Gene Ontology annotation, molecular function: protein binding. NCBI's taxonomy places the organism in Eukaryota, Metazoa, Chordata, Actinopteri, Cypriniformes, Cyprinidae. The coding region runs from base 1 to 1941 and encodes 646 amino acids.
AUGAAGAACCAGAAGUAUGAGAAGAAGCAGGAAAGGGAUCGCACAAAGCUUUUGAGUUCAAACAAAGGCAUGAUCUUAAAGUUGGCUAAACUGGCAUUCGAACAGCUGAAGGAGGAAAACGUCAUGUUCUACGAGACGGAUCUGAAAGCGUGCGGCAUCGAUGAAAGCGAGGAGUCCACAGGACUGUGCACUGAAAUCUUCAAGGAGGACUCUGUCCUGCAUGAGAGGAAGGUUUAUUACUUCAUACAUUUGAGCGUGCAGGAGUUUCUUGCCGCGUUGCAUGUGUUUCUUUGCUACUUGAAGCUGGACAUGGACGAGCUGAAAUUCUUCUUGGAGAAUUCGCGUCCUAAUAAGAAAGAACUGCUGUACGUUCUGCUGAGGAAGGCGAUCGAUAAGGCGAAGGAGAGCGACCGAGGGCAUUUUGAUCUCUUUUUGCGGUUCUUGCUGGGCAUUUCUCUCCAGUCCAAUCAGAAACUCCUCAUCGGCUUGCUGAACGAGACGCUGGAAAACAAAAACUGCAUCAAUAAAACCAUCCAGUACAUCAAGCAACUGCAAAACAAUGACAAGUGCCCAGAUAAAUCUAUCAACCACUUCUUCUGCAUCCUGGAGCUGCAGGACAGAACCCUGUACAAACAAAUCAUGAAAUAUCUGAAGUCAGAGAGCGGCCAGCCGAAAGCGGUGUCCAACUCCAACUGCUCAGUGCUGGUUUAUGUGCUUCUGAUGUCAGGCGAGGUGCUGGAUGACUUCGACCCCAAGAUGUUCAACAACACAUAUGCGGGAUGCAGGAGACUCGUCCCAGCCGUGAGAUGCUGCAGAAAAGCCCUGUUUUCAGACUGUGGACUGACAGAGCAGUGCUGUGAAACGGUGGCUUCGGCUCUUCAGCUAGAGGACUGUCCUAUGAGCGAACUGGACCUGAGUCACAAUUACAGCAUCGAGGCGGGAGUGAAGGCACUUUCUGCUGGACUGAAGAGCCCACACUGUCAUCUGGAGACACUCAGGUUGGCCCGGUGUCAUUUCGGCCAGGAAAGCUGUAUGGAGCUGCUCUCCGCUCUCAAGAAUAUCUCAAAUUGUCUAAGAGAGCUCGACCUCAGCGGCAAUGACCUGCAGGACUCUGGACUCCAUAAGCUCCUAGAUGGGAUGGAAAACACAGAGAGAAAACUUGAGGUUCUGAGGUUGAGCUGGUGUAACCUCACUGCGAAGAGUUGUGAGCACCUCUCCUUGAUCCUCAGCUCAGAUUCGCCCCUGAGAGAGCUGGAUCUGAGUAACAAUGACCUGCAGGAUUCAGGAGUGAAGCUGCUCUCUGAUGGACUGAAGAGGCCAAACUGUCAGCUGCAGAUACUGAGGUUGUCUGGCUGUAUGGUGACAGAAGAAGGCUGUGGUUAUUUGUCUUCAGCUCUGAGUUCAAACCCCUCACACCUGAGAGAGCUGGAUCUGAGCUACAAUCACCCAGGACCAUCAGGAGUCCAGCUGCUCAAACACAAACUGCAGGAUCCAAACUAUAAACUGCAGAUACUCAAAUCCAUUAAAAUCCAACAAGUGCUGUCUAGAGAGAGUCUGUCUGGCCGCUGUUACUGGGAGGCCGAAUGGACUGGUCCGGAGGGGACGGUCGGGGUGACGUACAAAACCAUCCUGAGGAAAAGUGAUGAUCUUUGUAUAGUAGAGGCCACCGGGCAGCUUGGAAACAAUAGUGUGUCAUGGAAAAUUACCUGUGCAUCUUUCCCAUAUGUUUCUCACGCUGAAGACUACAUUGCUAUAAAGGCUUCAUCCUCUUGUUCAUCUAAAAGAGUGGGUGUGUAUGUGGACACGACGGCUGGUGUUCUGUCCUUCUACCGCGUCUCUGACACACUCACACACUUGUACACCUUCCUCGCGGCUUUUGAAGAUCCUCUCUAUGCGGCCUUCAAGGUGGACGGGGACUCUGUGUCCUUUUGUCAGAUUUAACCUGAAAGCCUCUUUAUCUUACCAUUUAUGUGCACAUUUAUUGCCAUCUUGUUUUACUCUGUGUGACUGAG